This is a messenger RNA of Rattus rattus (black rat), 2547 nucleotides long. It is a transcript of the gene Atp6v1a, whose product is annotated as ATPase H+ transporting V1 subunit A. The transcript has 15 exons. Lineage: Eukaryota; Metazoa; Chordata; Mammalia; Rodentia; Muridae. Gene Ontology annotation, biological process: ATP metabolic process; proton transmembrane transport. The record is from RefSeq and is a predicted model, not a curated record. Bases 302 to 2155 code for a protein of 617 amino acids. Gene Ontology annotation, molecular function: ATP hydrolysis activity; proton-transporting ATPase activity, rotational mechanism; ATP binding. Gene Ontology annotation, cellular component: proton-transporting V-type ATPase, V1 domain; lysosomal membrane.
CUCGUUUUCUGUACUGUAGUUUAUAUAACCCAGUCAUUGUGAAAAAGAAAAUAACGCUUUUCCUAAAUCGCGGAACCAUUCACAUCCAAGCAAUCCGCAAAGGUUCAAGCCUGCGAGACGCAGCGUGCCUGGGGAGGGGAAGCGGGGUGGGGCUUGAGGUCACAUGACUAGCUAGGGCUGACCCGCCUCCUGCAGCUGAAGACUUCCCCUCUCUCAGUGACAGAGCCUCUGGGUCCCGUCUAGGUACAGAUUCUGCAUUUCGAGCCCGGGCAGGUGAGGUGCGACAGGUAAAUUUAGCACAAUGGAUUUCUCCAAGCUACCCAAAAUCCGUGAUGAAGACAAAGAAAGCACAUUUGGUUAUGUGCAUGGAGUCUCAGGGCCUGUGGUCACAGCCUGUGACAUGGCAGGUGCUGCUAUGUACGAGCUGGUGAGAGUGGGGCACAGCGAACUGGUUGGAGAGAUUAUCCGAUUGGAAGGUGACAUGGCCACCAUUCAGGUGUAUGAAGAAACUUCUGGUGUCUCUGUUGGAGACCCUGUACUCCGCACUGGUAAACCUCUCUCGGUAGAGCUUGGUCCUGGCAUUAUGGGAGCCAUUUUUGAUGGUAUUCAGAGACCUCUAUCGGAUAUCAGCAGUCAGACCCAAAGUAUCUACAUCCCCAGAGGAGUAAAUGUGUCUGCUCUUAGCAGAGAUAUCAAAUGGGAGUUUAUACCCAGCAAAAACCUACGGGUUGGUAGUCAUAUCACUGGUGGAGAUAUUUAUGGAAUUGUCAAUGAGAACUCGCUCAUCAAACACAAAAUCAUGCUACCCCCACGCAGCCGAGGAAGUGUGACUUACAUUGCACCGCCUGGGAACUACGAUGCCUCUGAUGUCGUCCUGGAGCUUGAAUUUGAAGGUGUGAAGGAGAAGUUGAGCAUGGUCCAAGUGUGGCCUGUGCGUCAGGUGCGGCCUGUCACUGAAAAGCUGCCAGCCAACCACCCCUUGCUUACUGGCCAGAGAGUGCUCGAUGCCCUUUUCCCGUGUGUUCAGGGAGGAACUACUGCUAUUCCAGGUGCUUUUGGCUGUGGAAAGACUGUGAUUUCCCAGUCUCUAUCCAAGUACUCCAACAGCGAUGUGAUUAUCUAUGUCGGCUGUGGUGAAAGAGGAAAUGAGAUGUCAGAAGUUCUCCGGGACUUCCCUGAGCUCACUAUGGAAGUUGAUGGUAAAGUAGAGUCCAUCAUGAAGAGGACAGCGCUGGUAGCCAAUACCUCCAAUAUGCCUGUGGCUGCAAGAGAGGCCUCCAUUUAUACUGGAAUUACACUAUCAGAAUACUUCCGGGACAUGGGGUACCACGUCAGUAUGAUGGCUGACUCUACCUCUAGAUGGGCUGAGGCCCUCAGAGAAAUCUCUGGUCGCUUAGCUGAAAUGCCUGCAGAUAGUGGAUACCCUGCAUACCUUGGUGCCCGACUGGCUUCUUUCUAUGAGCGAGCAGGCAGAGUGAAAUGUCUUGGAAACCCUGAGAGAGAAGGGAGUGUCAGCAUUGUAGGAGCAGUUUCUCCACCUGGUGGUGAUUUUUCUGAUCCAGUCACAUCUGCUACUCUGGGUAUUGUUCAGGUGUUCUGGGGCUUGGAUAAGAAGCUAGCUCAGCGCAAGCACUUCCCGUCCGUCAACUGGCUCAUCAGCUACAGCAAGUACAUGCGCGCCCUGGACGAGUACUAUGACAAACACUUCACAGAGUUCGUCCCUCUGAGGACCAAAGCUAAGGAGAUUCUGCAGGAAGAGGAGGAUCUGGCGGAAAUUGUGCAGCUCGUGGGAAAGGCGUCUUUAGCAGAGACAGAUAAAAUCACCCUGGAGGUAGCAAAACUUAUCAAAGAUGACUUCCUACAACAAAAUGGGUACACUCCUUAUGACAGGUUCUGUCCAUUCUAUAAGACGGUGGGGAUGCUGUCCAACAUGAUUUCAUUCUAUGAUAUGGCCCGCCGGGCUGUGGAGACCACCGCCCAGAGUGACAAUAAGAUCACAUGGUCCAUUAUCCGUGAGCACAUGGGGGAGAUUCUCUAUAAACUUUCCUCCAUGAAAUUCAAGGACCCAGUGAAGGACGGCGAGGCAAAGAUCAAGGCCGACUACGCACAGCUUCUUGAAGACAUGCAGAACGCAUUCCGUAGCCUGGAAGAUUAGAACUGUGACUUCUCUCCUCCUCUUCCGCAGCUCAUACGUGUAUAUUUUCCUGGAUUUCUCAUCUCCAACCCUUUGCUUCCAUAUUGUGCAGCUUUGAGACUAGUGCCUCGUGUGUUCUCGUUCAUUUUGCUGUUUCUUUGGUAGGUCUUAUAAAACACACAUUCCUGUGCUCCGCUGUCUGAAGGAGCUCCUGACCUUUGUCUGAAGUGGUGAAUGUAGUGCAUAUGAUACACAGUGUAACAUACACAUUGUAACAUAUACGUUCUGUAAACUUGUAUGUAAGGUGACUACCCCUUCCCUCCUCUCCAGUAAACUGUAAACAGGACUACUGCAUGUGCUCUAUUGGGGAUGGAAGGCCAGAUCUCCAUACCGUGGACAGGUACGUAAGGAAA